GAUUGAUAGCACACGAUGGGAAAAAGCCCGAAAUGGUCUCAUUUGUUGUUUCCAACAAAGCUUUUUUGUCCAAAACCAAAAUAUUUGCCACAGGUACUACAGGCGGCCACAUUGCAAAAGAAGGCUUUGACGUCGAGUGUCUCCUUUCAGGUCCAAAAGGUGGUGAUGCACAAAUAGCUGCAUUGCUUGCCACGGGUUUGAUUGACGUAGUAAUAUUCUUUAGAGAUCCUUUAGACAAACACCCACACGAGCCUGAUGUACAGAUGCUUAUGAGACUUUGUGAUGUUCAUAACAUUCCACUUGCUACAAAUCCAAAAACGGCACACUAUAUCCUAAAAGGUAUUGAAACCGAAGAAUUCAGAGCAAUAUCUGAUACGAUACCACAUGAACCCGGUGUGUAUCGGUUUCUUGACCACGAUGGUACUAUUUUGUAUGUAGGUAAAGCAAAAAGUCUUAAAAACAGGCUAAAUUCUUAUUUUGGUGACAAAAAACAUGCGCAAUUUAAGACAGUAUUGCUUACAAGAAAUGCUGCAAGGAUUGAAUUUACAGUAGUAGAAACAGAACAUGAUGCGUUAUUACUCGAAAAUUCACUAAUUAAAAAAUUUCAACCUAGAUAUAACGUAAGUCUAAAAGAUGGUAAGUCAUACACCUAUAUUUGUAUCAAAAAUGAACGAUUUCCAAGGGUAUUUUUUACUCGAAGGGUAAUUCGAGAUGGUUCUCAAUAUUUUGGACCAUAUACAUCAAAAUAUAGGGUUAAUAUUCUGUUGGAGAUCAUCAAAAAACUAUUUACACUCCGUACUUGUACGCUAAAUUUAUCCGAGGAAAAUGUCAAUAAAGGCAAAUUUAAAGUUUGCCUAGAGUACCAUAUCAAAAAUUGUCAAGGUCCCUGUGAAGCUUUGGAGUCUGAAGAUUCAUAUAAUUAUAAGAUUGAACAAGUCAAAAACAUCUUAAAGGGAAAUCUUGGUGGUGUAAAAAAAUACAUCACCGAUCAAAUGAAAUCACAUGCUGAAAACUUAGAAUUUGAAAAAGCACAAGUUUUAAAGGAUAAGCUAUUCGCAUUUGAAGACUAUCAGUCUACUUCUACGGUCGUGAGCACCACAAUAAAAGAUAUUGAUGUAUUUGCCAUCAAAAAGGAAGAUCAAAUGGCAUAUGUCAACUACCUUAAAAUUAUAAAUGGAGCUUUGGUCAAUACAGACAUCAGUGAAAUGGUCAUGAAUCUAGACGAUGAAAUCGAAGAUUUAUUAUCUUUUGUCGUCCCUACCAUCCGGGAAAAAUUCAAUAGUAGCAAUCCUGUAUCAAGUUGUGUUGUAUUCAAAAAUGCUAAGCCAAGUAAUAAAGAUUAUCGACAUUUCAAGGUUAAAACAGUAGUUGGUCCUGAUGAUUUUGCAUCCAUGGAAGAAGUUGUGUUUCGAAGGUACAAACGAAUGUUGGACGAAAAUAGCAGUUUGCCACAAUUGAUCAUAAUUGAUGGUGGUAAAGGUCAAUUAAGUUCUGCGGUAAAAAGCUUGGAAUCUUUAGGUAUACUUGAUAAAGUAACGGUGAUUGGUAUUGCUAAAAAAUUGGAAGAGAUAUUUUUUCCAGGGGACUCUCUCCCACUCUAUAUUAAUAAAAAGUCUGAAUCGCUUAAACUCAUCCAACAAGCUAGAAAUGAAGCACAUAGGUUUGCUAUUUCAUUUCAUAGAGACUUAAGGUCUAAAAAUUUCUUAGGAACUCAGCUUACAAAUAUACCAGGUAUUGGA
Molecule: messenger RNA, 1739 nt
Organism: Darwinula stevensoni
Lineage: Eukaryota; Metazoa; Arthropoda; Ostracoda; Podocopida; Darwinulidae
Source: the annotation of a GenBank genome assembly